Messenger RNA from Staurois parvus, 299 nucleotides. Lineage: Eukaryota; Metazoa; Chordata; Amphibia; Anura; Ranidae. The record is from the annotation of a GenBank genome assembly.
AUGGUCAGAGACUGCAGACAUGAUGCAAGAGAUGGUCAGAGACUGCAGACAUGAUACAGGAGAUGGUCAGAGACUGCAGACAUGAUAAAAGAGAUGGUCAGAGACUGCAGACAUGAUACAGGACAUGGUCAGAGACUGCAGACAUGAUACAGGAGAUGGUCAGAGACUGCAAGCAUGAUACAAGAGAUAGUCAGAGAACAAACACCAACACCUGUGUUAUUUACCAGCAGGGAGUACAGGUACAACAUCUUGCUAUGCUGACCAGUAAAGUGCAUGUCAGAUGGUCAGAGACUGCGGAC